Pocillopora verrucosa is the source of this 1370-nucleotide messenger RNA. RefSeq names its product histamine H2 receptor. Gene Ontology annotation, molecular function: G protein-coupled serotonin receptor activity; neurotransmitter receptor activity. NCBI's taxonomy places the organism in Eukaryota, Metazoa, Cnidaria, Anthozoa, Scleractinia, Pocilloporidae. Gene Ontology annotation, biological process: G protein-coupled receptor signaling pathway, coupled to cyclic nucleotide second messenger; chemical synaptic transmission. Gene Ontology annotation, cellular component: plasma membrane; dendrite. The record is from RefSeq and is a predicted model, not a curated record.
CACCAGUUGUGGUGAGCGAUUCGUCCAACUUGUCAAGUCUCCUCCGCUGAAAGAACGUUCGGAGCUGUUUUGUGUUACUUUUCAUUGAUUUAGAAUAAACGACUAGCCUUUAGCCGACUGCAAGAGACUUCAGAAGACGCCGCGAGUAUCCGGUUGCCCACAGGUGUUUCAACUUAAAGGCGAACAAAUCGGAGAAAGAUGGAAAACUCAACAUGGAGGGAAAACAGAAAUUUGACACAAGAGAUGAACCGUUGGAAGCUACAUCAGACUCAAUCCGGUCAAGCAGUGAUCGUAUUCCUGUCUUUACAAGGUGUCCUUAUAAUAUGCGCGAACUCGCUGGUGUUUUUAUUGUUUGCGACCACAAAACAUUUACGAACAAAGACGAACUACUGUUUGGUAAGUCUGGCAGCCAGCGAUUUCUUAGCUGGGCUUGUUUCGCUCCCGUUGGUGCUCCUAUGCUCAAUCGUUUUUUCCAAUCCCAUCUGCACCAGCAUGGAUUUAUGCCAUCGAUUUCAGUCGUUCUCGACAAUUCUUCACCUGCUGGUAGCAACAUCGGAGCGCUACUUUAAGAUCAAAAGACCCUUUAAGUACAAUAUCCUGGUAACAAAGCGGCGAGUAGUGGCUCUAUUGAUGGCUGUGUGGAUUUUCUCUCUGAGCGCUUCCUUCGUUCAGCUCACAUGGAUCCUAAGUGACAACGAACAACUCACCCAAAAAUUCGACUUUGGUUACUCGGUAUUCAGUUUACUAUCGUUAGCGCUUCUGCCUUUUAUCAUCAUCGCCUGUAUAGAUGGCCAUAUUUUUUAUUACAUUCACAAGGAAAAGAAAUUUAGGCGUGCCUUAACACAAGGGACUUUAUUUGAGAAGCAAGACAGGGAAAAAAGGAGAAGAAACGAUAGAAAGGCACUGAUAAUAUACGCUGUCAUGACCAUUACAUUCGUGAUUGGAUGGUUCCCCUAUUUUAUCAUCUCUUUGCUGAACGACAUAAAACCUGAAUAUCCGAUACCAUUCGCCGCCGGGAUCAUCCUCUUGUCCUUAAAAUUUAGCACAGCACUAAUCAAUCCUCUGUUAUACACCUUCUUCAAAACUGACUUUCGAAAAGCCCUCCAAGACUUGUUAGAAAGAGGAAAUGGUUCCGACGGAAGUAACGCUGUAAUAACAACUUCAGUUUAAGGUACUCUCUCGAGCACAGAACAGAGCUGUUUAGACGUGGACGUUAAAAUUAAUAAUGAAAACUUUCUAUUGAAAAAGAAGAAAAAAAUCAAGGAGGCUCACUGAAUCUGAUGCAUUGAUCGCUGAUAAUCAUGAAAUGCCAAAUUUAGGACAAAACAGAAGCUGACGAAAUUUCAAUUACAGCAAAAUUACGCAAUAAA